GAAUCCUGUGCAUGUAUCGAUCAUCUUGCCAGCCGAGCUGGCAUUGGCGGGUCCGGUAAAGCGAAGAUAAGCAAAGGCUUUGGCAGAAAUUCAUUUCAGUUGUGUAGUUGCUCCCUCACUGUACACUUGAAGAAUAGUAUGGUUAGAGAAUCUCAUUAUCAGGAAGAGAAACACGAGUGCCCACGGGCCGGAGGAGUUCAUGUUUUCCCAGAUCAUUUUAGAGAACCAAUGAUCAAUCUUUAAACUCUUCAUGAAAAUUUGAAGCUGUUUUGUCUUUAUAAAAGACUUGUAUAUAGUGUAAAUAGCACUCGUGUAUAAAUAAUUGCAUCCACCCCUCUUUUUGAGGAACCUAUACCGUAUAUAACCCGCAACAAUUUCUUGGACUUGUUCUUAAUUGGAAGUUGUUUUCACUCAAAGUGCUAAAAGCAUACAAGCAAAAUGAAGACGGAAGUACAAAAUGAUAUGCCCCUUGCUGUAAAACUGCUGACCGCAGGAACAGCUGCCUGCUUUGCGGAUCUCGUGACUUUUCCUUUGGAUACAGCUAAAGUCAGGAUGCAGAUCGCUGGAGAAGGCCGAGCACUACUUGUGGCAUCACCAGAGGGUGCUUUGGCUAUGAGAGCUGUUCAUUCUGUUCAACCAGGCCUAUUGCAAACCAUAGGAAACAUCGUUAGAAUCGAGGGUGUCAGGAGCCUGUACGGAGGUCUAUCCGCGGGACUCCAGAGACAGAUGUGUUUCGCCAGUGUACGUUUGGGACUCUACGACACCGUCAAGUCACUCUACGCUGGAACCACCGACGGUAAUGUGAAUAUUGGCACCCGUAUAUCUGCGGGAUUUACAACUGGCGCUUUGGCAGUGCUUCUUGCUCAGCCCACAGAUGUCGUGAAGGUGCGUUUCCAAGCCGGAAGUCAAGGAAAAUCCUUGAUUAGAUACACCUCAACCCUACAUGCAUACAAGAGCAUUGCGCAGCUUGAGGGUAUCCGCGGAUUGUGGAAGGGAACUAGUCCCAAUGUAGCUCGAAAUGCAAUCGUCAACGUGGCCGAGAUUGUGUGCUAUGACGUCAUCAAGGACACAAUUAUGAAUCACGGAUUGCUGCAAGAUGGCAUUCCAUGCCAUUUGGCUGCAGCGACAGCUGCCGGUCUUUGUACCACAAUAGCAGCCAGUCCAGUUGACGUUGUUAAAACUCGCUACAUGAACAGUGCACCCGGCGAAUACAAAGGUGCAAUUGAUGCCGCGAUUCGAAUGUUUGUGAACGAAGGACCCCAGGCUUUUUACAAAGGAUUCAUACCCAGUUUCUCACGUCUCGUCUCCUGGAACAUCGUUAUGUGGGUCACUUACGAACAGAUUAAGAUCCAAACCAAGAAAUUCCAGAAUACUUACUAAAUUCCUUUGUUCCAUGAACAAUAUUCUAUGCCUAUGUGUUAAUGCUGAUGGAUCGUUUCACAAAAAAAAAAAUCUGGAGGGUUGUUAAGCUUUUAUCUCAUAAGAUCAAGGUUUUAAAGAGGCUCUUUGCAAGGUUUUCUCCAACUUUCCAAAGCAACUUUGCAAUGCAACUUUGCAAGGUGAUUUUGCAAAACAAGGAAAUUUUUCAAAGCAUCUUUCCAAGGCGACUUUGCGAGGCAACUUUGCAAGUCAUCUUUGCAAGGCAUAUUUUUAACAAGUGUCUAAAGCAACUUUGCAGGCAACUUUUCAAGGCAAUUUUCCAAAGCAAUUCCGCAAGGUAACUUUGCAAAGCAGCUUUGCAAGAUAACUUUUCAAAGCAACUCUGCAAGAAAACUUUGCAGGGUGUUUUUUCCAAGCAACUUUGAAAGGUAACUUUGCAAGGAAAUUUUUCAAAGCAACUUUGCAAGGCAACUACUUAAGCAACUUUGCAAGAAAACUUCACAAAGUAAUUUUCCAAGGCGACUUUGCAAAGCAACUUUGCAAGGCAAGUUUGCAAGACUACUUUGCAAAGCAUUUUUUUAACAAGCUUCUAAGGCAACUUUGCAGGAAACUUCUCAAGGCAAUUUUCCAAAGCAAUUGCGCAAGGCAACUUUGCAAAGCAGCUUUGAAAGACAACUUUAUCAAUCAAAUUUGCAAGGUAACUUUGCAAAGCAACUUUGCAAGGUGAUUUUUCAAAGCAACUUUGAAAGAUAACUUUUCAAUGAAAUUUUUCAAAGCAACUUUGCAAGGAAACUAUUUAAAGCAACUUGGCAAGGCAACUUUGACAAGCAACUUACGAAAGAACUUUGCAAGACGACUGUGAAAAGCAACUUCGCAAGGCAACUUUUACAAGCAACUUUGCACAGCACAGUGCUGAGCAACUUUGCAGAUCAACUUUGCAGAUCAACUUUGCUGAUCAACUUUGCAGAUCAACUUUGCAGAUCAACUUUGCAGGUCUUUUUAAAACCUCAGUGGACGUUUGAGCGAUUCUAAAGGCUUCGAAAUUUCUUUGCACAAUGCUUCAUCAGCUUUAAUCAAUUUUAAUAAUAACCUCUGACACUUUAAGGUUAAGGAACGGAUUCUAGAUCAACUACACUAUUUUGGGCUAUCAUAUAAUAGGAAAUUAACUGUAAUGGCCUUUCUUCUAAUAUGCGUAGUUAAGGAUAAUGAAUAUUAUUACAGUUUUUACUGUUAAAUAUUUUUACCUAAAUUGGGCACUUUAGGCUACCAAACAAGGCACUUUUGUGUUGAUACUAUAGUUAUUAGUUGGUAAUUAAAUAUGCACUAAACAUAUUUUUUUAUGACAAAUUAUAAUCAUUUUAAGUAUCCCAGGAUAGUGAAGAAUUGUUUGUCUGGAAUAUAUUUUUUGAUUCGUAUAUUAUAAAAAAAAUAAUUUAGGUAAUGUGACAUAAAAAAAAGUACUCAGGACCAACUUAAAAGUGAUGAGAGACAAGCAGUUCGUCUAAAGUCCGUUCGCUAUCAGUUAUUCGCUGUUUAUAGAAAAUAAUUGUUAAUAAUUAACAUCCAUAAAUUACGUAACGUUAAAAAAAAAAAACUGGCAUGAAACUAAAAGUGGGAAAAAAUUAGAUGGUGGAGGGUCAAGAUUUUUGAAAAAAUGUCAUUACAUAAUUUGUGGAUGGUCCCUUAGCCUGAGUGUCGAUGGAAAGUCGAUUCGAGAAAUAAAUUGCAAAUCGUGUAGCACAAUUCUCACUCUUUUACCGAAAUUUUAUUUAUACACGUUUUUCUUUUGUAAAUGCAUUCCUUCAUUUUAUUAUAGCUACUUGAAUGGAUCGCUAGCGAUCGAUUAUUUGUCAAGAUCGGCCAGAUUCUUCAUUUUCGAAAAGUCUGACUUAGUACAGUCCUCCGAGAGGAUAUGAUUCGAAAAAUUUCUUUUUGAAAUAUUUGCAAUUGGAAUGAAAGAUAAAGGCAAAAGUCGAAAAACUAAUAUAAUCGAAUGUCUACACAUUGACAAUAAAAUUAGAGUAUGUUCUUUAUUCAUAACUAAAAUUGAAAUAUAAAAGGACUAUUGAUAAAUUGAUAAAUUGAUCAAAUUUGUUUGCGAUUUUGACGCGAGAAGCAAAGGUACUUUUUUGUGUGCGAUAAAUCAUAAGUUUUUAUUACGUGAUGAAACGAGAACGAAAAGGUUUUGUAUUUCGGUUUGUAUUCAGUUAUUUAUGUAUUCGACUUUUGUAUUCGCUUUCAAUUAGUUUAAAUUAUGUCUUAUGUCCUAAGUGUCAUGAAAUAAAGAAAUAAAAGAUAUUGACUUA
Molecule: messenger RNA, 3686 nt
Organism: Belonocnema kinseyi
Lineage: Eukaryota; Metazoa; Arthropoda; Insecta; Hymenoptera; Cynipidae
Product: mitochondrial uncoupling protein 2-like
Exons: 6
Coding region: 439-1380 (313 amino acids)
Biological process (GO): response to cold; adaptive thermogenesis; mitochondrial transport
Cellular component (GO): mitochondrial membrane
Molecular function (GO): oxidative phosphorylation uncoupler activity
Source: RefSeq, a predicted model, not a curated record